AUGGGGUCAAAACUUACGGAUAAGAAGCGGAAGUCGCGGGAUGUAGAGUCCGACUCCGAAUCCGAGGACGAGCUCGCCAAUGGCCUCUUCGAGGGCAUCCUUUCCCAGAGCGAUGAUGAGGAAGACUUCCUGCCUUCCGAUAACGACGACGACGAUGGUGAUGAGAGCGAGGGUGACGGGUCGGAUGCCGACGAAGAUGAGGAGGACGACGGUUUUUUGAGCGAUGACAUUCCCUCCGACGCCGACGGUGAGGCGGAAAUGGAGAAGCUUGUCAGACGGCAAGAGGAGCUCGAGAUCACCGAGCCGGGCGUUGACCCCAAACGGAAGGAUGGCGAUGAAAAGGAGAAUAAUUAUAGGAUUGAGAGGGACGCGAAUGGCGGGGAGCGAUAUGUCUACGACGAAAUCGACCCUGACUACGACUCUGACGACUCCGACGCGAAAGGCCCCGUCAACACAAUAGGAAACAUUCCCUUAAGCUUCUACGACAGCUACCCACACAUCGGCUACGACAUCAAUGGCAAAAAGAUUAUGCGCCCGGCCACGGGCGAUGCGCUGCAGAGUCUUCUUGACAGCAUCGAGGUGCCAAAGGGAUGGACCGGCCUGACGGAUGUGAAUACCGGCAACCCUCUCAACCUAACCCAAGAUGAACUGGAGCUAGUCCGACGUGUCCAGAUGGGUCUUCUACCGAAUGAACUCGAGGACCCAUAUCCCGAUACCGUGGAGUACUUUACGUCCAUCGAGGAGAAGAUGCCCCUAAGCAGCGCCCCCGAGCCCAAGAGGCGGUUCCUCCCUUCCAAAAACGAAGCCAAGCAAGUGAUGAAGUUGGUCCGCGCCAUUCGCGAAGGCCGGAUUCUACCAUACAAAACACCCGAAGAGCGCGAGCGGGAGGAGGAAGAACAAGAAGAGACACAUUUUGACCUCUGGCAGAACGAGGAACCACAAGCCCCUAACCCCAUGCACAUUCCCGCGCCCAAACUGGCACCUCCUGGGUACGACUUGAGCUACAACCCGCCAGAAGAAUACCUACCGUCCAAGGAGGAGCGUGAAGAAUGGGAGAACGCCGACCCAGAGGACAGGGAGAAGGAAUAUCUCCCACAAAAAUACAAUGCGCUGCGGAAGGUGCCUGGUUGGGGCACUUUGGUCAAAGAGCGUUUUGAGCGGUGCAUGGAUCUGUAUCUGGCACCACGUAUUCGGAAGAACAGGCUCAACAUCGACCCCAACUCGCUUCUCCCCAAGCUACCUUCUCCUGCGGAGCUCAAACCAUUCCCAACAGUUGUGCAAACCAUCUUCCGUGGGCAUGAAGGACGGGUAAGGAGUGUGUCAGUGGAUCCGACCGGCGUGGUUCUUGCGACAGGGGGCGACGACGGAACCGUAAGAGUGUGGGAACUGCUCACGGGCCGCCAAGUCUGGUCUGUCAAGCUGAAUAGUGAAGAGCCCGUGAACACAGUCCGGUGGAGGCCCACGAAAGAUGCCUUCAUCCUAGCCGCGGCCACCGGCGAGGAUAUCUUCCUGAUGGUCCCGACUUGUGCCAGCGUAACCCCGGCCCUCGAUCAAGCCAGCAGGGACACGUUGGCCGCCGGGUUCGGUUACGCCACGCAUGGCCAGCAACAGCAGACCGUCCCAGCCGGAAAGGAGCCGCCAGCGAAAUGGGCUCGACCAGGCACCAAGCUUGAAGACGAAGGCGUCCUGGUCAGGAUUACCGUGCGGUCCACGGUCAAGGUCAUCAACUGGCACCGGCGAGGCGACCAUUUCGCCACGGUGUCACCCACGGGGCAACGCAGCUCGGUGGCAAUCCACACGCUUUCGAAGCACCUGACGCAAAUACCCUUCCGCAAGCUGUCGGGCCUCGCGCAAACAGCUGCAUUUCACCCGCUUCGGCCGCUCUUUUUCGUGGCGACCCAGCGGACCAUCCGCUGUUACGACCUGCAGAAGCUGGAACUGGUCAAGGUUGUGCAGCCUGGCGCGAAAUGGAUCUCCUCCUUCGACAUCCACCCUGGCGGCGACAACCUCAUCGUCGGCAGCUAUGACAAGCGACUCCUCUGGCACGACCUAGACCUCUCCAACCGGCCGUACAAAACGAUGCGGUUCCACGGCGAAGCGAUUCGCCAAGUCCGGUAUCACAAGGGCGGGCUGCCGCUGUUUGCCGACGCCAGCGACGACGGCUCGCUGCAGAUUUUCCACGGGAAAGUGCCCAAUGACCAGCUUGAGAACCCCACCAUCGUACCGGUCAAGAUGCUCAAGGGCCACAAGGUGGUCAGCAAGUUGGGCGUGCUGGAUAUCGACUGGCACCCGCGCGAGCCGUGGUGUGUUAGUGCAGGGGCGGAUGGGACGGCGAGGUUGUGGAUGUAA
Molecule: messenger RNA, 2349 nt
Organism: Dichotomopilus funicola
Lineage: Eukaryota; Fungi; Ascomycota; Sordariomycetes; Sordariales; Chaetomiaceae
Product: NUC169 domain-containing protein
Exons: 8
Coding region: 1-2349 (782 amino acids)
Biological process (GO): maturation of LSU-rRNA from tricistronic rRNA transcript (SSU-rRNA, 5.8S rRNA, LSU-rRNA); ribosome biogenesis
Cellular component (GO): preribosome, large subunit precursor; PeBoW complex
Molecular function (GO): ribonucleoprotein complex binding; protein binding
Source: RefSeq, a predicted model, not a curated record